Messenger RNA from Chenopodium quinoa (quinoa), 393 nucleotides. RefSeq lists its product as uncharacterized. Lineage: Eukaryota; Viridiplantae; Streptophyta; Magnoliopsida; Caryophyllales; Amaranthaceae. The transcript has a single exon. Bases 1 to 393 code for a protein of 130 amino acids. The record is from RefSeq and is a predicted model, not a curated record.
AUGGAUAUGUCGUUGGCCGGUGAGAAGAGAUUGCUUGAGCUCAACGAACUUAAGGAGCUUAGAUAUGAUGCCUAUGAGAACUCAAGGCUAUACAAGGAGAAAACCAAGAAAUGGCACGACCAACAUAUAAGGAACAAGAGCUUCAAGGUUGGAGACAAGGUGUUGCUAUUCAAAUCUAGGCUUCGUUUGUUUCCCGAAAAGCUCAAAUCCAAAUGGUCGAGGCCUUUCAUGAUUUCAAGGACUACUCCUUAUGGGUCUUUUGAGUUGGAGGCGGGUUACUGCAAGUUCAUGGUUAAUGGUCAUCGUUUGAAGCACUACUUUUUCAAGGAUGAAAUUGGUUUGAUUGGAUGCAUGAGGCUUGAUCCUAUGGAUCUUAAGCCACCCUCUGGAUGA